Penicillium atrosanguineum is the source of this 1263-nucleotide messenger RNA. Its product is annotated as MCT family MFS transporter. Gene Ontology annotation, cellular component: fungal-type vacuole membrane. The transcript has 3 exons. The record is from RefSeq and is a predicted model, not a curated record. Gene Ontology annotation, biological process: transmembrane transport. The coding region runs from base 1 to 1263 and encodes 420 amino acids. Gene Ontology annotation, molecular function: transmembrane transporter activity. NCBI's taxonomy places the organism in Eukaryota, Fungi, Ascomycota, Eurotiomycetes, Eurotiales, Aspergillaceae.
AUGAGCGAUAUUGAAAAAUCUCCUACUAUGGCGAGCAAGAAAGAGAAUUCACCUCCACCAAAGCCAAUUUUUCCCGAGGGAGGCACCAAGGGCUGGAUGGCUGUACUGGCGUGUUGGUGCAUCAUGUUCAACACCUUCGGAUACAUCAAUGCUUUCGGAAUCUAUGAAGCAUACUAUAAGAACACACUUCUUCAGAAUGAAAGUGACUCCAAUAUCGCAUGGAUUGGAUCUCUGCAGGUCUUCUUCAUGUUCUCCGGAGGACUUAUCUCUGGCCCACUUAUGGACCGCUUCGGUCCUAAGGUCAUUGUGAUUCCCUGCUCACUUCUCUUUGUUCUGUCGGUCAUGCUCACUAGUCUAUGCACUGAGUACUACCAGUUCAUCCUUGCUCAGGGCGUCUUUGGUGGCCUCACCAAUGGCUUAACGUACACACCAACUGCGACUGCGGUCAGUCAAUACUUCUUUGAAAAGCGACCACUGGCUAUGGGUAUCGCAUCAAGUGGAUCUUCUCUCGCGGGUGUCAUCUUCCCAAUCGCCUUAAAUCGCAUGCUCAACAAAACGAGUCUGGGAUUUGGCUGGUCCGUCCGCGUGGUGGGAUUCAUUAUGUUGGCCAUGUCCAUUAUCGCCAGUCUUUGUGUUACUUCGAAUGCACCCAAGAGGAAGAGCGGGGCGCCUUUCCUAAAGGCUGCGUGGACACACCCGGCAUACUGUCUACAGACCACCGGGCUCUUCCUGGUCAUGUGGGGUCUUUUUGUUCCCUUUUUCUAUAUUCCUGGAUACGCACAGUCUAUUUCUAUCGAUGUCGACAUGUCGAAUUACCUGAUCGCGAUUCUCAAUGCUGGAUCCCUCGUCGGGCGUCUCCUCGGUGGAGCCUUGGCUAAUCACAUCGGACGCUUUAACUCGCUGACCGGCGCAUCAACAAUCUGCGGCAUUUUGAUCUUCAGCUGGCUUUCCAUUCAUUCUCUCAGAGGCAUGAUUGCCUUCUCAGUCUUCUUCGGCUUCUUCUCUGGCAUGGUCAUCGGUCUCCUCCCAGCGACCAUCGCAAUGACGGCAACAAAGCCCAAUGAGAUCGGCUCUUACAUGGGAAUGGCAUUUGGAGUCCUCAGUAUCUCGGGGCUGACAGGUACCCCUAUUACCGGAGCCAUGGUCAACAGCUAUGGAUCAUACGAGCCUGCCAUCAUCUUCGCUGGCGUGGUUACUCUCGUCGGAGCCGCAGUCAUUUUUGGAGCACGAACAAGCUUUGCAGGAGCGGAGACCCUUGCAUGA